Messenger RNA from Spirometra erinaceieuropaei, 2678 nucleotides. The record is from the annotation of a GenBank genome assembly. NCBI's taxonomy places the organism in Eukaryota, Metazoa, Platyhelminthes, Cestoda, Diphyllobothriidea, Diphyllobothriidae.
AUGGCGCCACCACCACUGGAGGCGACCAAUGGUAACACGUGCUGGCGAAUGCACCUUGGCCUCAUUGCUCCCUCCUUUCCCGAGGGUCUGGUGCUGCUACGCUGGACGGAAAUACAUGACCUUGAAAAGGUGGAGCCGCCACCGCCGCUAUCACCAUCCCUUGGCUCUAGCAUUCUUGGAACUCCCCUAUCGUCCCCUGCGGAGGCUCCUCUCAGGGCCCUGAGCCACCGAUAUCUCCCCGCUCCAGUCGAGGGCACCUCUCUCGACUACGAUGCCCCAGGCCGACGCAAAUGCAGUGUGAGUGACUUAAAGUCGUGUUGGUCCACGUCCCUGUAUCCGAGAGUGAUUAGCUAAAUUCGGUAAUUUUGGUCAUCCUAAAUUUGUUUGCAAUACUACUAAGCAUGGAACAUCCCCCUUCUCAUCGUAGCAUUUCGUCUUCUCAUGGAACGUCUUUUAGAUCCAUGCUGCAGUGGACCGGGCAGGUAAACUUGACCCGCCGUGGACCCUCCUAGCUCAGAUGGCCAGAGCGUUAGCUAUACUCAGGCCUUCCCCUUUUUGUCGCGGGUUCGAAUCCCGCCGGGAAUGCCGAGUUUUUACAGUUGGAUCAAAAUAAGUUAGUCAGUCUUACCUAUAUAGGUAGUUAUCCUAACAAAAGGACAUGUCAGAGAAUUUAUUUCAUAGUUACAUUCGACUCGUUACUCUUAAAAAAUGUUUAAUGUUCUACUUUCCUCUUCACAGUAUAUCUUUAUGCAAAGGCGACGAUUCUUGAAAAGUUUGUAUCAUAAAGUCAUCUCGGAAAUUUUUACUUAACUAGACCGGAGGGUUAACUUUCUUUUAAAAGGCGGGCAAUAAGCACUCGCGAUUAUCAUUUGAUUAUGCAUGUCUUCUACUGCCCACACUCAUCUGCCUAAGGCGCAUACAAUCUAUUCCAGAUAUGUUACGUUUUCCCCAACUAAACUCGAACCUUAGUUACAGAGGCAGUCUGCGCAUUCGUGAUUUUUAACUGGACCAUCAAAGGACCUUUUCUUGUGAGGAGAACGACCUAGGCACUUUAAGCCUGACUUACUUUGUAAGGCUAUGGAAUAAUAAAGGUAGACAUAGGGUACUCUGGCAUUGUGGGCGAUUAACUUUACUCACGGCUCCCGGCGAUGAGCCUCGUAGCUCAGGUGGCUAGGGCGUUGGUUGUCGUGGGUUCGAAUCCCACCGAGCUCGCCGAGUUUUACGCAGUCGAGUCAAAAUGGAUUGAGGAUUUAUCACAUGCGUGACACAUGAGAAGGACGGCAUGUCUCACUAAUCAAUUCGUUGAUCGCACUUCAGACUGUCUUGAUUUUCUCUUGUCUUUAACGUUGCCUGAGAGAGAGCAGAAAGAUUGAAUGCAAGCCGGCCUGAAAUUUUCUUACCUGGAGCGUAUUUAUGAUACUACACGCUCAGUGAAUCAGGGGUUCGUGCCGCGACAGCUCCUUCUGAAUGUGGCUGUGGCAUCAUAUCUUACAGAUAGGAGGUCUGAGUGUGGCUCCUGUCAUGAGAUAGUGAAGGUGGACGUAGGAUGACCUGGCCUGUGGGCGGGAGGCGCUGGCGACCACGAGCUCUUCACCAACGCAUUUUGAGUUUAAUCAGUAGCUGAUGGAUUUAUGCUGAUCCUGAGAAAAGCUUUAUUUCUAAAAAAUUUACUCUAACAAGUUCGCGCAUUAAUUAGAAAGGGCACUGUUGAUCGGUCCGUUGGGGGUGUCCGCUUUGCACUGAACCUAUGGAUUUAUGCGCCGAGGGUGUCACCACUGUUAGUGGUCCGUGCGUUACAAGCUGACGCGGUCAUUUUUCCGCCCAGUUUCACCAGCACCGUCAGUUAAUGCGCACCCCCUCCAUAUAUCAAUGCACCCUGAUGUUUUCGCGGCACAUGCUCUCCCAUAAUAUGCUGAAGCGCUUGUGGGCUGCUGUUGGGAGUACAUGCACUCCCGAAAUCAAGAGUCAGACAAUCACUGGAGACCACGCACGAUUUCCUCUAGAGCCAUGUCAGCAUGAUCUUGGUGCCUCACCAUUGGCUGCCCACCUCGAGCCUGAUUGAUCCGUGUAUUCGAAUUAUCGAUCAGUUUGUCCGGAAUUUUCUUCUCGAAGUGCAUUGGGCGGAAUGCCUUCGAAUGCCAGUAGGAUGUUAUAACUACGCGUUACUUUCCCAGUUUCCUAAUACACUUUUCCAUGGCCGGCCAUGUUCUCCUUCUUUGCUGCGUUGGCAUUGGGGAGCGGAGUCGAGUGCGCAUACGCUCCGGGUGAUUUCAUGGUACCAGGCCGGGUCAUAACAGCUGCCCAGUUUGUUAAGGCAGCAACAGGGACAAUUGCUCAACAGUCAACAGAGCUCUUCUUGGCCGCUGUAUAAAUUGCACAGCGCUCUUGUACUUUCAAGUUCUCUGUAGUGGAUACUUGAUCAAACCUCUGGGCAAGUUGUUCGCAUCAGAUCUGGUAAUCUGACCUUGGUUUGUCUAAACUUGCAGAAUUUCUCAAUGAAGGCCAUCUUCCGAUCUACAAAUACUUCCGACGUAAUUGCUCCUCGCACCGGUAUGUUGUCCGUUUCGUCCUCAGCUCAAAGAAUGUAUGAUAUGGCCUACCAGCGGUCGUUUCUUCUGCCGCUUGUUAAGAAGCUGGUUGAACAUUUGAGUUUCUUCGUGUGGAAGGAUCUGCAUUAG